Molecule: messenger RNA, 1702 nt
Organism: Varanus komodoensis (Komodo dragon)
Lineage: Eukaryota; Metazoa; Chordata; Lepidosauria; Squamata; Varanidae
Gene: DNAAF11
Product: dynein axonemal assembly factor 11
Exons: 12
Coding region: 95-1510 (471 amino acids)
Biological process (GO): outer dynein arm assembly
Cellular component (GO): cytoplasm
Molecular function (GO): protein binding
Source: RefSeq, a predicted model, not a curated record
GCUCUUCCCGCUCCGGUUGCCACGGCGACGCCGCGCGGCGUCGGUUGCGGCGGGUCGGGGCGGAUCGGCGAGGAGAGAGGCGGGCGGGGAGGUCAUGGUUCGCAUCACAGAGCAACUUGUUAGGCGAUGCGCAGAGCACAAUAACUGCGAAAUCUUUUCCUUGGAAGAGAUUUCCUUACACCAGCAAAACAUAGAAAAAAUUGAAUAUCUUGACAAAUGGUGCCGGGAUUUGAAAAUUCUCUAUCUUCAAAACAACUUGAUUCCCAAAAUUGAAAAUGUUAGCAGACUGAAGAAGCUUGAAUAUUUAAAUUUGGCCUUAAACAAUAUUGAAAAAAUUGAAAAUUUGGAAGGUUGUGAAGAAUUGCAGAAGCUGGAUUUGACAGCUAAUUUCAUUGGGGAAUUGUCUAAUAUUGCAGUCCUGAAAAACAAUAUACAUCUUAAAGAACUCUUCCUUAUAGGAAAUCCUUGUACCGAUUUUGACGGCUAUAGAGAUUUCGUGGUUGCUACACUCCAUCAGCUCAAAUUUUUAGACUGCAAGGAGAUACGGCGAUCAGAGAGGAUUCAAGCUUUGCAGAACUAUGCUAAAGUAGAAAAACAAGUCCUAGAGCAGGAACAGAACUACCUUUUUAAAAGGAGAGAAGAAAAGGAAGAAGCCGAAAGACGGAAUCAAGAAAAAUGGGAGAAGAAGAAAAAAGAAAAGCAAAAGAAACAUCAACCAGGAUUUGAUGGAGGAUGCUGCUACUCUGUAGAAGAGAGGGAGACCCUUCAAAAGGGUGAAGAAGGAAAUGACUACCAUGCAUUGGUGACAGAGGAAGAUGAUGAAGAAGACAGAGCCUUUUGGGAGGAACCUGUGCCUAAUACUCCAGAGGCGAGGCUAGAAGCUCAUAGAUACCUUGAAGAAAAAAGGAAAGCAAAAGAAGAUAGAGAACAAACAAAGAAAGAGAAGCCACCAAGGACUUUGAUCACCUUAGAGGGAAGAGUUUUGAAUGUAAAUGAACCCAAGCUUUCUUUCUCCUUGAAAGAUGAUGAAGAAAACAACCAGUUCAUCCUGGAUCUCGCUGUUUACAGACAUUUGGAUACCUCCCUGCUUGAUGUUGAUAUACAGCCUACGUAUAUCCGAGUAAUGGUCAAGGGAAAGCCAUUUCAGCUUGUACUUCCAGCAGAAGUCAAGCCAGAUAGUAGCACUGCUAGAAGAUCUCAGACAACUGGGCAUUUGGUUAUCAGCCUGCCAAAGGCUCAAGAAAUAAUCAUGGCAAGCCAAAAAGCAUCCACUCCUCCGAAACCCUCUGACACCAAGAAGCUGCAAAGAAAUCUAAGAGGAAAUGAAUGUACAGAGAAGCUAGAAGUGGACCCUAGCAAGUAUUCAUUCCCUGAUGUAACAAAUAUUGUGCAAGAAAAGGAUCGAACUGGACAAGGACCUUUAAGACUUCAACAGCAAAAAGUUACGGAUAUAAAGAACACAUCUGCAAGCUUUGAUGAUGACCACCCUGAGGUUCCACCUUUAAUUUGAAAGACUGAUAUGGAGAGGGUUUCUUUUCGGUUCGGAGCACCAAGUAUCCUAUGAGUAUCUGUCAAAGGAUAAGCUUCAUGUCUUACUCUGUUGCAUAAACAAACAGAUUUGCUUUUCUAUAAACUCAUCUACUUGAGCUGUCUCUAGUGGUAAUUGAAAUCCCUAUCAAGACUGGAGACCUACUCCACUAAA